AUGGCUAUGGUCGUUGCGGAUUGUUACCCACCUAGCUGUUUAUGAAGACUGCAAUAUGGAUAAAGAUUUAGUCCAGCAGUGCCUAAACUACCACGGGCCUACCCUUCUGUCCCAGCUUAGGAGUGAGCAACAUGAACACGCAGGGUUUAAGCAGCUGCUCGGGGACCUUGCUAAAUGGCCCCAGUACAGGAAGGAGAGGAAUGGAGAUAAUCUUGAAAUACAGCAAUUUAUUGCAAGGAAAGCAGAUCUGUUUUUUUCUCUGUCAUGGAAAUCCGGUCCACAAGAGAAUGUGGAAUCGCAGGAGUCAACGCAAGGCCAUUAUGCUGUCAUGCCCCCCUUGGAGCAGUUCAUGGUGAUUGCCAAUGAGGAGAAGAGAGAAUUGUUCUUUCGAGACAUAGAGCGUGGUGAUGUUGUCAUUGGAAAGAUAACUUCUAUACGUGAUUUUGGUUUUUUCUUGGUGCUUAUGUCUAUCAGCAGCGGUAUUUUAAGGGACAUAGCAACAUUGGAAAUAAAUGCUUUGUGUCCCGUUAGAGAUGUGCCUUCUCAAAGUAGCCAUGGUGACCCAUUAUCGUAUUAUCACAUAGGUGACCUAAUCCAAGCUGCUGUAAAAGACAUUGACCGUUACCAUGAAAAGCUGACACUGUCUUUGCACAAAUCUGCUCUUCCAAGCCAUUUGUCAUCUGUUAAGCUGGGAGUUAUAAGUGUCGAUGAUAUGCCUGAAUACUACAGGAAAAGUUCUGAAAUGUCUGAUGUCUGUGGAAACGCUUAUGAAAAAACUUUACAGCAAUCCUUAGCAUUUUCUAACCCAUCGUAUGUAGAGGUUCUCCUUAGUAAACUAGGACUAGAUGAAUCCAAUCCACCAUCCUUCAUUAGAGCCCUUCAAAGGGGAAAUUUCUGUGAUCAAGAUUAUGCUCCUUGUUUGAGGAAAAAACAAUCAUCUUCAUGGGCCCUAAAGUGCGUGAAGAUUGGAGUUGAUUACUUUAAGAUGGGUCGUCAUGUGGAUGCUAUGAAUGAAUAUAAUAAAGCUUUGGAAAUUGAUGCCAAAAAUGUUGAAGCUUUGGUAGCGCGAGGUGCACUCUAUGCUACAAAAGGAAGCCUAAACAAAGCAAUACAAGAUUUUGAAGUUGCUCUGGAAAAUUGCCCUACACAUCGUAAUGCAAGAAAAUAUCUUUGUCAGACCCUUGUGGAAAGAGGUGGACAGCUGGAAGAAGAAGAUAAACUUCUAAAUGCUGAAAGUUAUUACAGCAAAGCACUGAACUUAGACAAAACAUUUACGGAAGCAGAUGAAGCAUUAAGCAAAGUGCACCAGCGCAUGCAGAAAUCUUUGGAAAAAAGAGAGAAACAGGAUGAAAAACCCAAAGAAAAGAAAAUAGAAACAAGUGCUGAGAAACUACGCAAACUCCUAAAAGAAGAUAUAAGAAAAAGGAAGUGCAGACGUCGGUCUUCAUCAAGUAGUUCCUUAUCUGAUACAUCUAGUUCUUCGGGUUCAUCCUCCUAUAGUCACAAAAAACAUAAGAAGAAAAAGAAGAGACGCAAAAGAAAUUCAGAAUCUUCAACCCAAUCUAGGAAGUGUGCCUCUGUCUCUGUGUCGCAUAAGGAAGAAGACUCGUAUAGCCCUCCUGCUGACACGCUAUCAUCCUUUCUUGACCGCAAGUCGGAUGUGCAGAAAAUCAUAGCAGAAAGGGACAGAGCUGGCUUUCAAAGGAGGUCCUCUAUGGACAAAGCAAGAAAUCGUUCUUUAUCCACCUCGUCUUGUGGAACUGUGGAACCUUAUGGAGGUAGGUCUGAAGAUUCACGGGAUUCGUACAGCAGUGCAAAGACUCAAGCAAGUAGCAGCAGACCAUACAGUGAGACAACCAGUAUUAAAAGUAGGUCUGGUAGAAGGGAUUCUGUAGACUCGUACCACAAAAAAGAUGACAUGCUUAAUGAUCACUUCAAACACGAAGGCCAGAAGUGCUACAACAGAAAGUUAGAAUCUAGUUCUGAAAAGAGACACGGGAGUACUUCUAGAUUGCCUCCCUUAGAUCAGCAAGGUAGUACAAAUAGAUUGCACAAAGAUAAUCCAAGCAAAGCUGGAAAUGAUCAGAAUGGAAAUGCAUCUACCGCUAAGGUUGCUUCUGGAAAUUUAAAUGAUAUUCUGAGCCAGAUUGCUCAAUUUCAGAAGGAAAAAGGUAGCAAACCAAGAAAAUAAGUUUGGUUCCCAAAUCUGUCUUUAAAUACUGCAAAUGUUUGUAUUGUUGAGCAUGGGUGCCUUGCACCUUGUAAAGUCUAUAUUGACUUGCUAUAUCUCAAGCAAGCAUUCUUACAGUGUGGGUUUUAAGUUGUAUUCAAAGAAAUGCCAGUCAGUCUAAAAACAUGGGUUGUCUCCUGCAAAGCUAACUUUGUCACCCCUAAGUCAUUUCUGCAAGCUUGUGUACUUAAUGGACCAAAUGGUAACAUCAUUGAACUAAAUUAUUUCCACUGCUGCCAUAUUUUUAAAUGUUCAACUGAAAAUAAAAUAAAGUUCUUGCUCUUGUAAA
Molecule: messenger RNA, 2519 nt
Organism: Spea bombifrons (plains spadefoot toad)
Lineage: Eukaryota; Metazoa; Chordata; Amphibia; Anura; Pelobatidae
Gene: TTC14
Product: tetratricopeptide repeat domain 14
Exons: 12
Coding region: 56-2191 (711 amino acids)
Molecular function (GO): nucleic acid binding; protein binding
Source: RefSeq, a predicted model, not a curated record